Molecule: messenger RNA, 1077 nt
Organism: Parathielavia appendiculata
Lineage: Eukaryota; Fungi; Ascomycota; Sordariomycetes; Sordariales; Chaetomiaceae
Exons: 3
Coding region: 451-1077 (208 amino acids)
Source: RefSeq, a predicted model, not a curated record
UGAGUCUCUACGUUCUUACCGUCUUUUACCCGACUGAUCCGGCGGGGCGGUUCAUUACCUGAGAAGAUGAUGGGAAUUACAUCAGAUUACCACAUUCAAGCAGCAUCGGCCAGGCCAGAAGAUGGAAGAUGCCGCACGCCAUAAAGCACCCACGAGGCAGAGUCUUGGAGAUGAAGCCCUCUUGACUUCCACCGCGCCUCUCUAAUGGCAGCCAGGUAUUCCAACACCAUGAUAUCAUGUCUUUGUCCCCACAUCUUGGACGGGCAGAUGAUAUGCAGCCUGCCACAUGGCCCCAUUCAUGCCCGUCCCUUUGUCCGGCACGGUGCUAUAUAGCUGGCCGCGAUGGAGCACCGACGUCAAGCGGCCAAGUGAGUGCACUCAGUCAACUGGCGAGACCGAGUGGUCUCUCAUCUAGCAGCCUACCAAGUUCUUGGCUGUACACCGGUCAAGAUGGGAACAUCUCGCUCCCUGCUGUUGCCCAUCGGUUUGGCAACUUUCCUCCUCCCGGUCGACGUCGCCGUGUCCCUUGCGCUCGUCUCGACCAUGGCUGGCUUCCUCCACGGCCACGGCCAGGGCGCCUUUGCGGUCACACCUCCGGGCGCAUCGCCCUGUCUCCUCUUUUGUGAGCCGGCAAACCUAGUGGCCGACCAGGGCCACAUAACAAAUGCCGCCGGAGGCACGGCGUUAGUUCUGGUUGGAUUCGGUGGUAGCAUUGCCCUCUGGCGGGAGUGGUGGACCCGGAAGAAGGUGGCCAUUGACAUCGGCGUGGCGAGGGCGAACCCGCCGCCGGCGCGGUAUCCCGACGGCAGGUGGACGCCCGAGAACUGGUACGCCGCCGUCUUGGAUCUAUCGCUGGCUAGCGCCGACCAGCGGAAGGCCAUCGGCGGGAACCUGCGGCGAUGCGGGCGUGGCGGUGAAUGUGGUGGCGUUGUUCCUUUUGGGGUGUCGCAGGCGAGGCGGAGGGACAAGCAGGCUGUGUCGAUGGCCGAGGUGCUUGCUGAGCCGUCCUCUGACGGAAGCAGACACGCAGCGAAGACGACGACACCGUGGAACCUGGAUGAUUCAAGGGGGGUUUGA